Messenger RNA from Calidris pugnax (ruff), 7232 nucleotides. Its product is annotated as toll-like receptor 7. The transcript is spliced from 3 exons. Gene Ontology annotation, molecular function: pattern recognition receptor activity; protein binding. The record is from RefSeq and is a predicted model, not a curated record. Gene Ontology annotation, biological process: canonical NF-kappaB signal transduction; defense response to virus; toll-like receptor signaling pathway. Gene Ontology annotation, cellular component: plasma membrane. NCBI's taxonomy places the organism in Eukaryota, Metazoa, Chordata, Aves, Charadriiformes, Scolopacidae. Bases 488 to 3703 code for a protein of 1071 amino acids.
AUUACCUGUGAUGGAGCCCUGCUUUCCUGCGGAUGGCUGAACACCUGCCUGCCCAUGGGAAGCAGUGAGUGAGUGAAUUCCUUGUUGUGUCUUGUUUGCAUGCACAGCUUUUCCUUUACCUAUUAAACUAUCUUUAUCUCAACCUAUGAAUCUUUUCACUUUUAAAUUUACUAUUCUCUCCCCCAUCCCACCAGAGGGGAGUAAGCAAACAGCUGAAUGGGGCUUAGUUGCCGGCUGGGGAUAAACCAUGACAGGGGCAUUAAGCAUUUCAUCUUUAAGCAAGAUUCCAGUAUCAUACACCAGGGACAUGGUUGGGUGCUUGAAGAAAUCAACUUCCACAAUCCAGCUUGUGCUGAGUCCUUCUCUUAUUUCACAAUUCAACAGAAGAAAAAGAAGAUAGAGUAGUGAUUACUGCUGUUGUCUUGGGUGAGUUAUGGCACGUUACACUCUCCUCUGCACCUGAGCUGAACCACUGGGAACCUCUUUUAUGCUGUUGGCUUCUGCUGGGAUUUACAGUCUCCUCCAGCCACAAAUUUGCCAGACCUGGAAGCACACAAAAAUGGUACCUCAUGCAAAGACGUCAAAGGCAUUGCCAUUUGUCUUGCUCUUCCUAUUUCCGAUGCUGCUGUCAGGAGCCUGGUUUCCCAAAAGUUUACCCUGUGAUGUUAAAGCUUCUGAAGGUACUGUGACCGUGGACUGCACCAAUCGCCGCCUCAUUGAAAUACCUAGAGGGAUCCCAGCAAAUGCUACCAACCUUACCCUGAGCAUUAAUGAUAUCCCCUACAUCUAUCAAACAUCUUUUGCUCAUCUUGACAACCUCAAGGAGAUUGACUUCAGGUGCAACUGUAUGCCUGUCAGAAUGGGACCCAAAGAUAACGUGUGCACCAAGAGACUGAAGAUUGAGCACGGCAGUUUUACUGCCCUGACAAGACUGAAGUCCUUGUAUCUGGAUGCCAACCAGCUGUUGGAAAUACCCCGGGGUCUUCCCACUAAUUUAAGUCUGCUGAGCCUGGAAGCGAACAGCAUCUUUUCUAUCCAAAGAGCUAACUUGUCCGAGCUAGGAAACAUAGAAGUGUUGUAUCUGGGACAGAACUGUUACUACCGUAAUCCAUGCAACGUUUCAUUUGAAAUUGAAGAAACGGCCUUUCUGGAGCUGCAGAAAUUAACAAUACUUUCCUUGAAGUCCAACAACUUGACUCAUAUUCCAGCCCAUUUGCCAUCGACUUUAAAGGAACUGUAUAUUUACAAUAACAUGAUUGAAGUGAUUCAAGAACAGGAUUUAAGUGCCCUGCACAACCUAGAAAUUCUUGACCUAAGCGGCAAUUGCCCACGUUGCUAUAAUGCCCCAUAUCCUUGUCUUCCCUGCCCCAGGAGCACAAUUGAGAUUCAUCCAGAGGCUUUUUAUUCCUUGAAAAGUUUAAGAAUUUUGAGACUCCACAGCAACUCUCUUCAGAGCGUACCCAGCAGCUGGUUUCAAAACAUGAAGAAUCUCAAAGAGCUUGACCUCUCCCAAAAUUUCCUCCUAAAGGAGAUAGGAGAUGCUCAGUUUUUGCGGUAUAUCCCUAGCCUUGUUGAGCUUGAUCUGUCCUUUAAUUUUGAACUGAAGAUGUAUUCUCCAUUCUUGAAUCUGUCUAAGACAUUUUCCUCCCUCUCUAACCUGGAAACCCUCAGGCUCAGGGGUUAUGUCUUUAAUGAACUGAGAAAAAGUAAUCUAGCUCCAUUGCUCGGUCUCAGAAAUCUAACUGUGGUGGAUCUUGGGACUAACUUCAUUAAAAUAGCUGACUUGAAAGUGUUCAAGGAGUUCCCUGCUCUUAAACUCAUAGACCUCUCAGUGAAUAAAAUUUCUCCUUCUUCAGAGGAAAGCAAUUCUUAUGGAUUUUGCUCUAAUCCUCGGAUUUCAGUAGAGCAAUACAAUAGGCAAGUAUUACAAGAAAUGCAUUAUUUCAGGUAUGACGUAUAUGGGCGAAGUUGCAGGUCCAAAGACAAAGAGGCUGCUUCCUACCAAUCUUCAGUUAAGGAAGAGUGCCUGAGGUACGGAGAAACUCUGGAUUUGAGCAGAAACAAUAUCUUUUUCAUUAACCCCUCAGACUUCCAGGGACUUGGUUCCCUCAGAUGCCUCAACUUGUCAGGUAAUGCAAUAAGUCAAACCUUAAACGGAAGUGAAUUCUCUUCCUUGUCUGGAUUGAAAUAUCUGGAUUUUUCCGACAACAGGAUUGACUUGCUCUACUCAACUGCUUUCAAAGAGCUACAACUUCUAGAAGUUCUAGACCUGAGCAACAACAAAUAUUAUUUCUUGGCAGAAGGUGUUAGUCACACGCUGAGUUUUAUGAAAAACUUGGCCCACCUGAAGAAGCUGAUGAUGAAUGAGAAUGAGAUUUCUACCUCUAUUAACACAGGAAUGGAAAGUCAAUCUCUUCAAAUUUUAGAAUUCAGAGGAAAUCGCUUGGAUGUUUUAUGGAUGGAUGGCAAUGCUAAAUACUUGUCAUUCUUCAAGAAUCUGACCAGCCUGGAACAACUGGAUAUUUCCUUCAACUCACUCAGUUUUUUACCUGCGGAUGUUUUUCAAGGUAUGCCUCCAGGCCUCAAGACCCUCAACUUAACCAAUAAUCAGAUGAAGAGUUUCAACUGGGGAAAACUGCAGUAUCUGAAGAAACUCGUAACUCUGGACCUCAGCAAUAACCUUCUCUCUACUGUUCCCCGAGAACUGUCCAAUUGCUCUUCAACACUCCAAGAACUGAUGCUCCGAAACAAUCGCAUUCAGCGACUAACCAAACACUUUCUCAGAGGUGCUUUUAAAUUGAAAUACUUGGACCUCAGUGCAAACAAGAUUGAAAUAAUUAAGAAAUCUAGCUUCCCUGAAAACGUCAUUAACAACCUGAGGAUGCUGCUCUUGCAUGGCAAUCCUUUCAAGUGCAAUUGUGAUGCCGUGUGGUUUGUUUCCUGGAUCAAUCAAACUCAAGUGACUAUUCCUCUUCUGGCAACAGAUGUGACCUGUGCAGGCCCAGGGGCGCAUAAAGGAAAGAGUGUGGUUUUCUUGGAUCUGUAUACAUGUGAGCUGGACACCUCGUAUUUGAUCCUGUACGCUCUGUCAGCCUCAACUGUCCUAGCCUUAAUGGCGUUCACAGUGAUGAACCAUCUCUACUUCUGGGAUGUGUGGUAUAGUUACCAUUACUGCACUGCCAAGCUGAAGGGCUAUCGGCGCCUCCCUUUACCAGAUGCUUGCUACGAUGCUUUUAUUGCCUAUGACAACAAAGAUCCGGCUGUGAAUGAGUGGGUGCUGACAGAACUGGUUGAAAGGCUGGAGGAUCAGAAACCCAGGCAGUUCAAUCUAUGCCUGGAAGAAAGGGACUGGCUGCCAGGACAGCCCGUCUUUGACAACCUUUCCCAGAGCAUUCGGCUGAGCAAGAAGACCGUCUUUGUGCUGACCAACAAGUAUAUUAAAAGCGGUCGCUUCAAGACAACAUUUUACAUGGCCCACCAGCGCCUUCUAGAUGAAAAAAUAGAUGUCAUUAUCUUGAUAUUUCUUGAGAAGGUCUUGCAGAAGUCUCGGUAUGUCCGGCUGAGGAAGAGGCUGUGCAGAAGUUCUGUCCUGGAAUGGCCCACUAACCCCCGAUCUCAGCCCUACUUCUGGCAGUGCCUGAAAAAUGCCAUAGCUACCAGUAAUACCCUGGCCUACAACAAGCUACUCCAAGAAACUGUUUAGCUCUACUGUAAACACUGCUCGGAUGCCUGGUGAGCAAAAGGUCCUAAACGUAACUUGGAGAAACUGUUGAGGUGUGGAGGAUAAGAGGAAUUGUGCCAUUGUUCCCAAAAUGAAAUGUGCAAUUGGUCCUCAAGCUGAUAGUUCACUUGUUUUGCUAGGACAAGAUUGAACACAAACUGUUGCUGGCACAGAUGUUUAUCUGACACACUCCUUGCUUGGCAUGGAUUGCUGCCCAGCAGGAGGCGAUGCACUACCCACUGGAAGCCCUUGCUUUAGAAGAGAAUCACCACGUCCAGCUUUCAGUUUGCUGGGGGCCUCCAGCAUCUUUUGUGGUUGGGUCAAGCAUGGGUGAGACACUUGCCCGGCUUACUCCAGUACCCAGACUGCCGGGAGGAGUCUGGCCGUGCCUUAAGUUGCUGCUGUUCAGAUUACUGUUGGAGUAAAGGUGAUUUUAAUGGAAAGUGUUAGUUUCUGUAUUUGGUGUAGUUAUGAGAAGCAAAAACAUUUGAUAACUACCAUGCUUCAGGGAGGAGGUACCAGCCCAAUUAGCUGAGGCAGGGCUACAUCCUUCUCUCUGAAUGCUUCAGAGUAUGCUAGAGGGGGGACACACACUGUCCUGAACCAUCUGUAUUUUGCAGGAUGAAGACUGCCUCUGUACUAAUAGAGCAACUGGGUUUCGGGGUUUUUUUAGACAGUUUCAUAUAUUGUAGCUAAGAGCAUUUCAUUGGUGGGCACAAACUCGAUCUAAGUCUUUCUUGAACAGGAAAAAAAAAUUGAAUUUAGAUUAGUUAGGUUUGUAGCCAAGAAAUGCCUUAAACAGGCAUGCCCUCCAUUCCUCCUGGAGUCUUUUUUUAUAAUGGAGAACCACCACAAAGGUAGGAGUUAUUUGACAGAUUCAAACUAGUAAUUUAUUGCUUUAACUGUAUGAGGCUUUUAACCUUGGAGCUUGCUUGCCUAGUUGAUGUAGUAGUGUCUGAAUUUACAAAAAAUACUGAGGAGUCCUGAGGUUUCUAAACCUCAGGGUUUCACAAUGGUAUAGCUUGUGAUCUGCUAAGGUCAAUGAGGAGGAGAAAGUAAAGGCAUUCAGCUAACCUAAAUGUAGACAUCUACAGCUGCAUUAACAGGUCUAUGUGUCAUUGUCCCUUCAGACAUGAGAUGAUAGAGGCAUUUUAUGAAUAUCACUUGUCUCAUAAUAACACAAAGGUUUAAGAUGGGUCAAAUUAAUUGCAAUCCAAAAGUAGGAUUUCUCUACAUUGGCUGUAAAAUGUUCCCAUGGUGACCAGCUCAGAUAUAGGUGUCUGCACUGCAGAUACUUUCAGUUAGGUGAGGUUAUUGCUGUUCCAGGCUUCCGUGUGGUCAGUGGCAAGUUGGUCUUGAAUAACCAUGUCAUGUGGACACCAAAAUAUCUGAACUACAGUUAAACAGCAACUGUGAUGACCAAAACUCUUCAUCAGCUGCUGCUUUCUUACAGAAAUUGUAUCAGACAAGGACCGGACUUGGUAUUUAGUCUACGUGGCCCAGAAAGACCACACAUGGAGUGGAAAAAGCAGAAAGAAGAGAAAGGAAGAGGAAUAUUGUCAAAUUUGUCAAAUUUGUAUAGUUCUUGUGGAAUCAGCAGAAAAAUUUGCAGUUUGCAUUACUAUCAUUAGUGUGGCACAAGAAGAAUAAUGAAUGAAAACUGGCAAGAAAUAUCCUUACAGCAUAAGUUUAUAUGAAUAUAAAAUCCUCUUUUGUCUCUUUGAUCUCCCUGUUUUUAAGAACUGACAUAUAAGGAACUUGCAGGUGUCUCCCUGAGAGAAUAAUUCAUGUCAGAAGGGACCUCUGGAGGUCAGAGGAGGUCUAACUUCAACAUAACAUUAGUUUGCUUAGCUCCUUGUUCUGCAAUGAAACUGGGGUGCUAUGUAGCAAACAUGAAAGGCACUUCGUAACAGCAGCUUUUAAAUAUAUUUUAAAUAUAUUUUAAAAAUAACUGUGAAGAUCAGGAGCCCUUCAUCUGUAGUACAACAAGUUUUGGGGUAAUAGGCCCUCCAAAACAGUGAAGAUGUUUUUUGUUUUCUGAACAACACCUGCCUUUUCUUUUCCUCAAUCUUGUUCUGAAAGUAUUUGCCUGUAGAAAUAAGCUCUGUGAUAGGCUGUUCAUCUGAAAAUAUCAGGCACAAUACAAAUUUCUCCAUUUACUCUGAACAAGAUAUUCAGAUCAUUUAGGUUAUAAUUCUUCUCAGUUGCUUCUGGAGGAGCUCAACUUCACUGAAUAUAUAUGAGAGUCAGUCUCGUAAUUUGGGAAGAUAAAUUGUGUGUCUAAAUGCAAAAGACAUACAUAUCAAUCCACCAUUAUCUCCAGGAGAAUAAGAGGGAAAAAUAAAGCACGGAGAAAUCAAAUAAUUUCUUCUAUAUCCAUCUGCUGCUGCUGAAACUGAAAAGGGAAUCCGGGUAUCCAACUUAUAAAAGCAACCUGCAUGCAUUCCUUGGUUAAUCAGCACUUAGAGAUUAUUUAUACAUGAAAUUAUUUAAUUAUAAAAAUAGCAAAAUUGAGAAUCAAAUGUGUACCUGAUGACAAAGUCUUAAUUUGGGUGUGCAAAGUAUGAGACAGUACUAAUUUCUGUAAAACUGGGGUGUUUGGUUUUUUUUUGUUUUGGUAGGAGGGUAUCUUUGUUCAAGAUACACAGUUCUGAGCCAAGUAAGUAUUAUCAGAUCUAAAUCCAUGGCCUUAUCUCCACGAGGCACAUGGCUGCGACUGCAUAAGUCCUGUGGCUGAACACUAGAUCAGGGUGUGCAGGGAGAUUCCCAGAGCCAAAGGAAACCUGAGGAAGAGCAGAGAUUCCCAAAAGGAGCCAGCAUCCAUCUCCAACAUCUUAUUAAUGUUUAUAAAUAAAUAUCUAAAGGGCAGGUGUGAAGAGGAUGAAGUCAGGCUCUUAGUUGUGGCCGGCGACAGGACAAGGGGCAAGAGACACGAGCUGGAACAGAGGAGGUUCCAUCUGAAUAUGCAGAAAAUCUUCUUUACUUUGAGGGUGACAGAGCACUGGAACAGGCUGCCCAGAGAUGUUGGAGAGUUUGUGGAGCCUCCUUCUCUUGGAGAUACUCAAAACCCACCUGGAUGCAUUCCUGUCCAGCCUGCUUUAGGUGAACCUGCUUUGGCAGGGGGGUGGACUAGAUAAUCUCUAGAGGUCCAUUUCAACCCCUACAAUUCUGUGAUUCUGUGAUUCACCUGGAGAAAAGGUAAGCACCUGCAAAUGAUGCAAACAGAUUGAUGAUCUGUUGCAUCAGGUGAUCGAGUUGCAGGAAACAGUUAAAAAGCUGUGCAGUAUUAGAGGGGCCAAAACGGAUAUAGAUAAGUGGUUUCAGAACUAUGCUCCUGGGGCAGCUACCACAGAUAAUGAGGCACCUUGGACCCUUGUGACCUCGUGACUGGAGAGAGUUCAGCAUAGGGCAACAAAGAUGAUGGAGGGAUUGGAGCGUGUCCUUUAUGAGGAAAGGCUGAGAGAGCUGGGACUCUUUAGCCUGAAGAAGGCUGAGGGGAGACCUUAUUAAU